Messenger RNA from Penaeus vannamei (Pacific white shrimp), 1023 nucleotides. NCBI's taxonomy places the organism in Eukaryota, Metazoa, Arthropoda, Malacostraca, Decapoda, Penaeidae. The record is from RefSeq and is a predicted model, not a curated record.
AUGUCCCCGGCCAACGUGACCUACUGGUUCCAGGGCCCGACCACUCUCAGGUUCCUCAACACGUCCUGGAUCUUGGACGACGAGGAUGACUUCUACGACUACGACGACUACCAGAGCCUGCCCGAGAUCAACAUCACAAGGGCCGAGGGCGCCACCAACGCCCUGGUGGAGGCGGCGCUCAAGACGGUGGUGCUGGCGAGCAUCGUGGUGCUCACCAUCGGCGGCAACAUGCUGGUGCUGCUGGCCGUCUACAUGUCGCGCAACCUGCGCUCCUCCACGCACUACCUGAUCGUGAACCUGGCGGUGGCCGACCUCCUGCUGGGCACGACCGUCCUGCCCUUCAGCGCCACCCUCGAGGUCUCCGGCAAGUGGUACUUCGGGCAGGUGUUCUGCGAGGUGUGGGCGACGGCCGACGUGCUCUGCUGCACCGCCUCCAUCUGGUCGCUGUGCGUCAUCUCGCUCGACCGCUACAUCGGCGUCACGCGGCCCAUGGCCUACCCGACCAUCAUGACGGAGCGCCGCAUGUGCGUGCUCAUCGCCGCCGUGUGGGCGCUGUCCAUCGUGAUCUCCAUCGGCCCCGCCUUCGGCUGGAAGACGCCCCCGGACCCCGACCCCACCGUGUGCACCGUCAACCAGGAGCUGGGCUACGUGCUCUUCUCCGUCACGGGCUCCUUCUACCUGCCCUCCGUCUGCAUCAUCGUGGUGUACUGGCGCAUCUACCGCGCCGCCAUCCAGCAGUCCAAGUUCCUGGAGAGCGGCAUCAAGACCACCAAGACGUCCGUCACGCUCAGGGUGCACAAGGGCGGCGCCGGCCGCUCCGACGGCAAGCUCACGCUGCGGGCGCAUCGCGGGGGCAUGGGCGUGGGCAUCGCCAUGGCCAAGUUCCGCAGGCAGAAGAAGGCCGCCAAGACCCUGGGGAUCGUGGUGGGCGUGUUCCUCCUGUGCUGGUUCCCCUUCUUCUUCAUCCUUCCGCUCGACAUAUCCAUAAAAGAAAAAUCCCAGAGCGAGACCCAGAAAAGAUAA